This is a messenger RNA of Haliotis rubra (blacklip abalone), 855 nucleotides long. RefSeq lists its product as uncharacterized. Bases 45 to 542 code for a protein of 165 amino acids. The record is from RefSeq and is a predicted model, not a curated record. NCBI's taxonomy places the organism in Eukaryota, Metazoa, Mollusca, Gastropoda, Lepetellida, Haliotidae. The transcript has 2 exons.
AUGCUAUCAGUCAGCUGGGACAAUUGUGUCAUCUGUUGACUAGCAUGUUGGGGACUGACACAUUACCGGUGGACUGGGACAACCAUGCUAUCAGUCAGCUGGGACAAUUGUGUCAUCUGUUGACUAGCAUGUUGGGGACUGACACAUUACCGGUGGACUGGGACAACCAUGCUAUCAGUCAGCUGGGACAAUUGUGUCAUCUGUUGACUAGCAUGUUGGGGACUGACACAUUACCGGUGGACUGGGACAACCAUGCUAUCAGUCAGCUGGGACAAUUGUGUCAUCUGUUGACUAGCAUGUUGGGGACUGACACAUUACCGGUGGACUGGGACAACCAUGCUAUCAGUCAGCUGGGACAAUUGUGUCAUCUGUUGACUAGCAUGUUGGGGACUGACACAUUACCGGCCGGUGGACUUGUGGACUGGGACAACCAUGCUAUCAGUCAGCUGGGACAAUUGUGUCAUCUGUUGACUAGGAUGUUGGGGACUGACACAUUACCGGUGGACUUGGACACUGGGACAACAAGAACAGCUAUGGAGUGACACGCUAUGGCUGCCCUAUCUCCAGGACACUAUGGCAUCAGGACAUGAUAUCAAUAAGGUCUGACUUUACAACACUGCCAUCUGCAGCAUGAAAGUAUAUGUUGAACAUAUGAAUGCUCAGUGGUAGAUAGAAUACUCUAUUUAAUGUGUGUGUGGCAAGUUACCUGUCAAUGUAAAGACAACCUCAGCUGUGUUGAUCAAUAAGAUUGAAAACACCAGCUGGUCAUAAAGAUCUCAUACACAAACAUGAUCAUGUGAAUCAUAUUUCUGGUACCUUUUAAAUGUAUUAUGUGAAUACAACUGGUAAAUCUCA